CAAAAACGACCAGCUACGGGCAGAAAACCGCUAAAGUUAGCCGCAAAGCUAAAAACAAGCUCUCGCUAGCUGGAGCUGGUUUGUCCGCGUUUAUGAUGCUUCCUGGUUGUUUGUUUUACUAAAGUUUUAUUAAACGAGCAGUUAGAAAUGUAAGAAUGGUGAUUCUACGAGAGGGAAUGUGUCCUGGACUGGAUGAAGAUUUGCUGCGGAGUUUGCGAGCUGCUGAUGUUCGAACAGUGGAGGACCUGGUCUCAUCUGACACUGAGGAACUGGCACAGAAGUGCUCCGUGUCUUACAAGGCUCUGUUCGCCAUCCGCCGAGUGCUGCUGGCCCAGCACACAGCAUUCCCCGUGUCAGGAGCUGAUCUGUAUGAGGAACUACUGAGCUCCACGGCCAUCCUCUCCACGGGAAAUCCCAGCUUAGAUAAACUGCUGGAUUCAGGCUUGUUUACUGGAGAGAUAACUGAGCUGUCAGGAGGCCCAGGAAGCGGCAAAUCUCAGGUGUGUUUCGGUGCCGCGGUGCACAUUUCUCACCACCUGAAGCAGAGUGUCAUAUACAUCGAUACUACUGGCGGGCUGACUGCCAGACGCUUGCUGCAGAUGCUGCAGUCUGAAACGACUAACGCAGAUGAGCAGAUGGAGGCGCUUCAGAGGAUUCGCGUCUUCCGUUUGUUUGACGUCUACGCUCUACUCGACUGCCUGUACGGGCUGUACGGCGGCGGGCUUCAGCAGGCGUCUGUCGGCGGCGGCUCUGUGAAGGCGGUGAUCGUGGACUCGGUGUCGGCGGUUAUCUCCCCUCUGCUUGGAGGCAAAUUUUUGAGUGAAGGCAUGUCCUUGAUGAUGCAAGUGGCAGGAGUUCUUAAGACGCUGGCGAAGGACUUCAGCGUCGCUGCUCUGGUAACAAACCAUGUAACGAGGAGUGGCAGCGGAGCGGUGCAGCCGGGCCUCGGCGUGUCGUGGAGCCACGUCCCCAGAACCAGAAUCCUGCUGGAGCGAGUUGAGACGGCCCCACCUGCCCGCUGCUCCAGUCUCCGCUCUGCAACGCUGAUCAAGUCCUCCAGACAGCCGUGUUACGUCAAAGAAGAGUUUGACUUGCGGUGGUGGAGUCGCGCAGAACGAGGAGCUUCAAGAAAAAGGACACGGGAUCAGACUGAAUCCUCAUGACAGAAACUCUGCCCCCUCAUAAAUGUCAGAGCAAAGGUGAGUUCACGUCCCUGGAUCCUAUUUGG
Molecule: messenger RNA, 1228 nt
Organism: Nematolebias whitei (Rio pearlfish)
Lineage: Eukaryota; Metazoa; Chordata; Actinopteri; Cyprinodontiformes; Rivulidae
Gene: rad51d
Product: RAD51 paralog D
Exons: 10
Coding region: 156-1163 (335 amino acids)
Biological process (GO): DNA strand invasion; telomere maintenance; reciprocal meiotic recombination
Cellular component (GO): replication fork; centrosome; Rad51B-Rad51C-Rad51D-XRCC2 complex
Molecular function (GO): four-way junction DNA binding; ATP binding; single-stranded DNA binding
Source: RefSeq, a predicted model, not a curated record